UCUCGCUUAUAAAAUUAACCCACAAAUUCAUUUCUUCACCUUACUGUACGCUCGAUAGAAAAUAAAAAUCAGAAAAACGUUUCUAUUGUGUUCUCUUCUUGUGAAUGGCAGUUAUCGGAAAAGCUAUGGAUCGGAUCAAAGGUCCAUGGAGCCCUGAGGAGGACGAUUCGUUGUCAAAACUAGUACAGAAACACGGCGCAAGGAACUGGUCGUUGAUCAGCAAAUCAAUCCCGGGUCGAUCCGGCAAGUCAUGCCGUUUACGGUGGUGCAACCAGCUCUCUCCGCAGGUGGAACACCGAGCGUUUUCGUCUGAAGAAGACGAGACUAUAAUUCGGGCUCACGCCCGAUUCGGAAAUAAAUGGGCCACUAUAGCCCGUUUACUCAAUGGACGGACGGAUAACGCUAUUAAAAACCACUGGAACUCUACGCUUAAGAGGAAGUGUUGCUCUCUUGACGAGGGGUACGAUGGUAAUUUGAUAAAUAAUGAUGGUGAUAUCAAUACGACGCCGUUGAAGAGAUCUAUGAGUGCGGGUUCAGGUGUGCCAGUGUCUACUGGUCUUUAUAUGAAUCCUGGUAGUCCAUCUGGAUCUGACGUCAGCGACUCGAGUGGUGUUGUGAUGCCUUAUAUUUUCAAACCUAUCGCUAGAGCUAUGACAGUGCCAGCUGUUACUCUCGUUGAGACGACGUCGUCUUCAGAUAAUAUGAUCAGCGACGAUCCUCCUACUUCGCUUAGCUUAUCGCUUCCCGGAGUAGAAUCAACGGAGGUUUCCAACAACCGUGCCGCCGAGUCAAAUCCGGCGAAAGCGCCGGAGUCUCCGACAACAGCACCACCGAUAAUAUCACUGAUGACUCCAGCUGUGAUGGAUCAAGUGCAAGCGAAGCCGCCUACGGCAGCUCCAACUAAUGCUGCUGGCGGUGGAUUUGUCGGGUUUUCAUCAGACUUUAUGGCGGUGAUGCAAGAGAUGAUAAGGAGAGAAGUUAGGAGUUAUAUGAUGGAGCAGGGCGGCGGAGGAAACGGCGGCGGCGGUGGUGGGAUGUGUUAUCAGGCGGACGUGUUCAGAAAUGUUGUAGGUAUGAGUAGGAUUGGGGUUAGUAAGAUUGAGUAGGGAGGAAGUAAGUAGUUAAAAGUGAGAGGUAAAAAAAAUGGGAUGGUAAAAGCAAAAAACUGAACAGACUAGAGAGGAAAAACUGGGCUUUUGUUUUUACUCUCUUCUUUUGGGUUUUUUUAGGGAAUAAUUUUGGGCAUUGUACAGAGAAAAAGGAAGAGAGAGGGUUUGAGAAAAUGUUUUGACAGCGGUAAAAAAAGGGGGAACGAAAAAAUGUAUGUAAUGUAAAAACUCUCUUUCCAACUUUUUACCCAUUGGAACAAAAAAUGAAAUGGAAAAGAAAAAACUUUCCGAAUUAAA
Molecule: messenger RNA, 1406 nt
Organism: Mercurialis annua (annual mercury)
Lineage: Eukaryota; Viridiplantae; Streptophyta; Magnoliopsida; Malpighiales; Euphorbiaceae
Product: transcription factor MYB44
Exons: 1
Coding region: 105-1106 (333 amino acids)
Biological process (GO): regulation of DNA-templated transcription
Cellular component (GO): nucleus
Molecular function (GO): DNA-binding transcription factor activity, RNA polymerase II-specific; RNA polymerase II cis-regulatory region sequence-specific DNA binding
Source: RefSeq, a predicted model, not a curated record